UGUACCCCACCUAGCUAGUACAGCGUCUUUACAAGUUACUUAUCUUGAAGCUCGCUGCGUUGCUUAUAGACCCGUUAUAGUAACCAUAUCUUGUCUCUCUUGAGAAAGCGCUAUGAGCGACGGCCAAGGACGCAAGAGUGAGCUCCAUGACUCCGCUUAUCUGGCGGAAUACCACAACCUGCGAGCGAGGGCAUGUGGUACGUCCCUGAAUGCGCAGGAUGAUGCAAAGAUCUACACCUCUGCCUUCAAGGAUCAGCUAGAGACUUACUCGCCUCUUGACCACCACGGUGAACACCUCGUCAUCCUAGACGUCGGUACAGGCGCUGGGCGCGUACUUGUCAAUCUCGCCGACCAUGCCGUGCGAGAAAAUAUCCCUCUGACAAAUGUCGAGUUCCUCGGGGUCGACAAGGAACCAGCGAUGAUCCAUCGUGCAAUGUCCGCGCAACAGCAGGCACGGAGCAUGUCACAAGUCGGUCGCAUUGAUUGGCUCGUCGGAGAAGCCCUCCAUCUCACCUCGUCAGAGCUGCUAGAGAACCACAUCAACAAGGUCGAUUUACUCCUCUUCGCAGGCGGCAGUGUCAGUCAUCUUAUCAGUCCCAAUGAGCCCUUGGGGUUUUUCGCUCAGGCUGCUGCGCUGCUUCGACCGCGGUCAGGACGCUUCUAUCUAUCUGUGCGAAAUGAUCUGACAUCAACGCAAUUGUCCCCGCAGCCCACGAAAGGGAGUACAACGGGUGUAGAUGUGCACGAUCAAUGUGAUUUUCCGAGUAAGCUCUAUGACGGUAUUGUUUAUAGGCAACUGCCGAUUGAGAGUUCGGUCGUCGAUGGGCCAAUCAAGACUGAUCGCUAUCUGCUUCAGGUGGUCAAGCGGACUGAUGCCGGCGGUGAGGAUAUUAUAGAAGAGAAUCGUAUUGAAACUGUGCUGAGGGUGUUUAGAGAGCCGGAGCUCCUGGAAUGGUUCAAAGAGGCCGGCCUAGAGUUCGUUGAAGCCCUCCAUACUUCAUAUGAGACAUACUAUGUUUUGAAGCAGGCUGACUGAGUGUUUAUAUCUCUGGGUUUUCAAACGGGCUUAUUGGUAUGCAUGGAUGCGUGCACGCGUAGCUUUUUGUCUUCUCCCUUUUGGCUGUGGACAUUUAAAGUCUUGUUAUACUACCACACAUGCCACUAGUUUACUCUAACCGUCAGUUGGAUUCUAC
This is a messenger RNA of Aspergillus alliaceus, 1193 nucleotides long. RefSeq names its product class I SAM-dependent methyltransferase. The transcript has a single exon. Bases 113 to 1036 code for a protein of 307 amino acids. The record is from RefSeq and is a predicted model, not a curated record. Lineage: Eukaryota; Fungi; Ascomycota; Eurotiomycetes; Eurotiales; Aspergillaceae.